CGAUUACCUUGCAAAACGCAAAUUCUCCCCUGUUUCGUCCUAAGAACCUCUCUCCAAUGGCAACUUCAAACUUGAAGCAAACACUAGGCGAUCUAAACAAGGAAUCCUUCAUCUCACUGCUAACCAAAAUCAUAGGUGAAUCCAAGUUCUUACAAAACAACCCACCAGAACUAAUCCCGGAAGAAGACAGGGUAAUCAAACAUGUACUAGAUUGUCUGCUCCCUUACAGCACCACAACCGGUGGUCCUUUGAUCGUUAACCAUGUCACUUAUUUCCCUGGUAGAGGCAAUCUUAUUGUGGAAUAUCCUGGGACUCAACCCGGCAAGAUCUUGUCUUUUGUUGGUAUGCAUAUGGAUGUUGUCACCGCUAACCCCAAUGAUUGGGAUUUUGAUCCUUUCUCGUUGAGCAUCGAUGGCGAUAAGCUUCGUGGCCGUGGAACUACUGAUUGUUUGGGACAUGUUGCACUUGUGACUGAACUAAUGAAGAGACUUGCUGAGACAAAACCGAAGCUAGAAUCGACUGUCGUUGCAGUUUUUAUAGCUAAUGAAGAGAACUCGGCUAUAACUGGAGUUGGUGUUGAUGCUUUAGUGAAGGAUGGUCUGCUUGAUAAACUGAAGGGAGGCCCACUUUUCUGGAUUGAUACAGCUGAUAAACAACCUUGCAUUGGUACCGGUGGUAUGAUACCAUGGAAACUUCAGGUGACGGGGAAGCUUUUUCACAGUGGUUUACCGCACAAGGCUAUAAAUGCAUUGGAGCUCGGCAUGGAAGCACUUAAGGAAAUUCAGCUACGGUUUUAUAAAGACUUCCCACCCCAUCCGGAUGAGCAAGUAUAUGGAUUUGCUACACCAUCAACCAUGAAACCAACGCAAUGGAAUUAUCCAGGUGGUGGAAUCAAUCAAAUACCAGGAGAGUGUACAAUAUCGGGAGAUGUCAGGUUAACUCCUUUCUACAAUGUAAAAGAUGUAAUGAGUAAGCUUCAAGAAUACGUAGAUUACAUAAACGAAAAUCUAAACAAGCUAGACACACGGGGUCCGGUUUCAAAAUAUAUCCUCCAUGACGAAAACCUUAGAGGAAGCCUUACUUUGACUUUCGACGAGGCAAUGUCCGGUGUUGCUUGUGAUCUCAAUUCUCGUGGAUUCCAUGUAUUGUGCAAAGCAACUGAAGAGGCUGUUGGACAUGUGAAGCCUUACUCAAUUACCGGAAGUUUGCCACUCAUUCGGGAGCUACAAGAUGAAGGUUUUGAUGUUCAAACUGCUGGCUACGGUUUAAUGGCCACGUACCACGCCAAGAACGAGUACUGCCUUCUUUCCGAUAUGUGCCAAGGUUAUCACGUAUUUACCGGCAUCAUCGCUCAGCUAGAGGAUUGAAAGAUGACAAUAGAUUAAAUAUGAACUUUCAUAAUAGUUUUCUCAUCAAUAAUAAUGUCAUUUGAACUGUUUGUAUGAAUCCCUACUGCACAAAAUUUAUUGUUAGUUUGUUAAAUGUGGUUUUAUUUAUUUA
Messenger RNA from Gossypium raimondii (Peruvian cotton), 1500 nucleotides. Its product is annotated as acetylornithine deacetylase. The coding region runs from base 57 to 1367 and encodes 436 amino acids. Gene Ontology annotation, molecular function: hydrolase activity. The transcript is spliced from 10 exons. Lineage: Eukaryota; Viridiplantae; Streptophyta; Magnoliopsida; Malvales; Malvaceae. The record is from RefSeq and is a predicted model, not a curated record.